Entrophospora candida is the source of this 952-nucleotide messenger RNA. NCBI's taxonomy places the organism in Eukaryota, Fungi, Glomeromycota, Glomeromycetes, Entrophosporales, Entrophosporaceae. The record is from the annotation of a GenBank genome assembly.
AUAUUGAAAAUAAACUUAUAGAAAUAUCAGGAAAGUUGGAUGCCAUGAAGGAGGAUAAGAAAGGUACUAUAUCAAUCUCGAGAGUUACUCAAAAGCAAUUCAGAGAAUUGUUUGAUGAUCUUGGACUUGUUAGAAGAACAAUUACUUUCUCUGUGAUUCCGACUUCAAAACAUGUUGAACCUUUCAAGUGGGAUGAUAGUAAAGAAGAUGCACAGUCAACAUCAUACAUGGAAUGGCUCAAUAGAAACAUAAUCCUUUCUCCAAAUGUCCAAUUUUACAAAACCUCAUCCAUUAUGAACCUUCUCUCAACUACCAAUGCAAGCUUACGUUAUAAUAUUAAUGGGACAUUAGAUACAGCUAUCAUUGAUGAAAAAAAUAUUAAAUCUGGAAAUAUUGCUGGGGGAUUGCGGGUUGGUUUAGAACAUAAAAAAGUGGUUUGUGAUAAUGAUGCUCUUCAGGCCAUGCUAGAACUUAUAUCAGCUAGUAUUUAUUCAGAAUAUCCACCAGUAAUAGUACUUACAGACUUAGGUCAAAUCUGGAAAUUUUUCUGGUUUGAAAUUGGCACAAUUAUAGAUUGCACAUUUGAUCUCAAGGAGGCAAUCACCAUAAUUGAGUCAAUUGCAUCAGAAGCUGAUGCUGCUACUUCUGCCAAUACUUUUAUGCAGGAUUCUCCUUACAAAACAAGAUAUAACUUUCGGGAUGCUAUUUUUCAUACAAGAAAGGAUGAUGAAGCACUAUCAAGGGAUAAGGAGGUUGAGGGACUGAAUCGGAUAUUGAAAAGACCAAAGAUUGAUCCUUUUGAUCUACUUCCUGAGAAUGACAUUGCACCCAUGCAAGAUGUAUUUGAUGUAAUGGAGGAAGAUGAGAUACACAACUGGAAAUUAAAGAAAGUUUUAGAUUUUGUAUCACACACCCCUGCCUUUCAAUCUAGUCUAUUGGGCGAAAAUUGGAG